CUGACGGAAAGUUUGCAGAGCUCGAGGACAAGCUCUGCCUCCCAAGCGACAUGACCCUGGACCAACUCGACGCUUCGUUGCGGCAGUUCACCUCGUUCUGCGGGUGUUAUCAUGAGCAGUACCUCCAGACGCCCCUCCAGCUGGAGCACGCCUGCGACCUGCUUCUCAACUCGGAGCUGUUUACUUUUCACUCGGAGCGGAUGUGUGAUAUACUGCUAGACGAUGCUCAAACUAGCACGGACCCGCACUACCAAUUAAUCCUGUACACCAUCCUGCUCGGUUACGGAAGACGACAUGCGAGCUUUCUGAGAUCACACAAGCGGUGGCGGCCCAUCAUCCCCUUGCUCAUGGACCAUGUCCGGCUCGACAUCAACCCCGAGCUCGAGGACGCCGGUGUGGCCGCCAAUCGCACUGCCAUGCCGAUCGAGGCAAAACUACGCCUGCUUUCCGUCAACAUCCUCUACGAGGUCUGCCGUGUACAGAAGCUGUCCCUAAGCGACCUGCGCAUCUUCGACGACACGUUCAUCGAACACCUCUUCGAGGUCGUCGAGCAGACACGCGACCACGCGGACGAAACGUUCAACUAUGCCGUUAUUAAGCUUAUCGUUGCGCUCAACGAGCAGUUCAUGGUCGCUUCGCUCCAGCCGCAUACACAAGGGCACGCCAAGACCGAUUCGCACCCUGAGCCGAAACCGGAGGAACAGAAUAGGGUACUGCGCAUGCUCAUGGCCCGGUUAGGAUCUUGCAUGACGCUUGGCGAGAAUCUCAUCUUCAUGCUGAACCGCGCAGGAAGGACGGCGGAAGAUCUGGUCAUGCAGCUUUUGGUCCUGAAACUGCUAUAUCUGCUGUUCACGACGAAGGGCUGCGCAGAGUUUUUCUACACCAACGAUUUGCGCGUGCUAGUCGAUGUAUUUCUUCGAGAAAUACUUAACCUCGACGAGGAGAACGAGUCUCUCCGACAUACCUACUUGCGAGUGCUGCACCCUCUGCUCACGAAGACCCAACUCCGGUCCAUGCCAUACAAGCGCGCACAAAUUGUGCACGUGCUGGAAUCGCUCAUCGAGAACGAAAAUAUUCGUGACAUCAACCCCACGACCAAACGGCUAGUGAAACGGUGUCUCUCGGGUGACUGGUGUGCGCAAUAUCGGAAACCACAGCCAAAGUACCCUUCGUCCUUCAGUGAUACGCAGAGUGUCUACAGCACGGACUCGCUUCGUAGCCCGGCGCUGGACUCAGUUUCUGCGGUAGUAGCGUCGACGGUUCACACAAGUGGAAGUAAUACCUUGCUAGCAGUAUCGGAUACGGUCAGUGGCGGUAGGGUCAAGUCAUCUCUGAAAGCGAGCAGAAGCCACGAGAAUCUGCAGUCGACGCCGACCGCGUCCAAAGAGAAGGAAAAGCAUAUACGACUGGGGAGCAACGACAGCCAUGUGAGCCUCCCUCGCCUCGCAGCCGCGGCGGUCGUCGAGCCCAGCUUCUCACGGCGACGAGACCGACCCUCGUCGCUGGAUGUCGAAGUGCCUUCUACAGCACGACGCACGACUAUCCUCGACGACUCGCCGGUGACGACAGAACGUGUCGGGGCGCCCGAGAUCCGUAUCACUUCAUCACCAUUCUCGCCGACGGAACUGUCCCCGCUCGAUCCCCUCGACUCGACUGCACCGGCAUCGUACCCGGGCUCACCCGUCUCGACGAAGCCGCGGAAAGCGGCGCCCGCGCCGCCUCCGCGGCGGCGCAAGCCCCCUGCGAUACCCACCAGGGUCGCUAACGGCAUCACGAUCACGACUAUCGCGACGUCGGCGUCCACUCCUGCGACUCCGAGGGUGCAUAGUCCGCUCAGGAAUGGGGCGGUGUCGCGCUAGGGUCAUUUUCGAUCCCUUCCUUUCCCUUUCGAUUUUUGUCGUACACACUUUACGCGCAUGCUCUCGAAUGGUCACGCAUUUUUCUUCCCUCAUCGCCCGUUGGUUUGAUAUCUUACUCUGAUUCUAAUACAUGGGUCUUGCGGAUAACAGAUACGACCUUGGUGCAUUUAGAAUGACGCAUACAUUCAGGUGUUCCGCGCCAGCCGCACAUUAGAGUCAGCCCCGGGAUGGGCAUAGAGCUGAGCGACGAAUGUCAGCCCCAAAGGAAACUCACCUCCUCUCUGCAUCAUGACAUCUACUCCCUGCGUGUUUGCAUCAGAACCUGGACUCGCCGACCCUUCUGUUGAGAAAGCUAA
Phanerochaete carnosa HHB-10118-sp is the source of this 2215-nucleotide messenger RNA. RefSeq lists its product as uncharacterized. NCBI's taxonomy places the organism in Eukaryota, Fungi, Basidiomycota, Agaricomycetes, Polyporales, Phanerochaetaceae. Gene Ontology annotation, cellular component: actin cortical patch. The record is from RefSeq and is a predicted model, not a curated record. Gene Ontology annotation, biological process: endocytosis; actin cortical patch localization; actin cortical patch assembly. The transcript is spliced from 6 exons. Gene Ontology annotation, molecular function: Arp2/3 complex binding. Bases 51 to 1859 code for a protein of 602 amino acids.